Pseudomassariella vexata is the source of this 1712-nucleotide messenger RNA. RefSeq names its product acyltransferase-domain-containing protein. Gene Ontology annotation, molecular function: acyltransferase activity. NCBI's taxonomy places the organism in Eukaryota, Fungi, Ascomycota, Sordariomycetes, Amphisphaeriales, Pseudomassariaceae. The transcript has 5 exons. Bases 205 to 1476 code for a protein of 423 amino acids. The record is from RefSeq and is a predicted model, not a curated record. Gene Ontology annotation, cellular component: endomembrane system.
CAAGACGCAGCUGGCGAGGUUUCAUUGGAUAUUGCCCAUCCAUCACGUCGCAGUAUACCUACUAUCGUCCCAUACUUGCAAAUUUGCCCGGCCUACCUACCAUCUGCCAUCCAACCAACAGCACUGGCGACUAUACUCUUUGCACUCAAUCUUUGCCGGAUCAUCAACUCCACAAACUAGAAGCAGUUGUCGCACCUGACCACCAUGACGAGCGAGCUUCGUCAACGGCCGGUCGCCAACGCCGCGCCCGCGCCCGCUCCGACCCCGAACUUAAGUGCCAAUGCCUCCAAGUCCGAAAGGCUUAACAUCGAACACCCGUCGGGGAAAGCGAAGCACAGCCAACUCGUAGCAUUGCUACGGCUGUUGUCGUUUGUGGCAUAUUUUGCGACUGGACUUGUAGUUAUUCACAUCACCCAAUUUCUCGGCGCGCCAUUAUACUGGAUCAACAGGGAGUUCUACUACGCCUACAUAGCUCUGACUAAGCAGUCGUUCGGACUCCUCGUUACGGCAAUGACACACUGGUGGGCACCGACGGUGAUCAGAGUCAGCGGUGAUGCGUCCGUAGCCGGCCAGCUCAGCCUGACACCUGAUGGGAGAAUCGAAGCCAAAUUCCCAGAGCGCCUGGUCAUGAUUGCGAAUCAUCAGAUCUACACUGAUUGGUUAUACUUGUGGUGGGUGGGCUAUACGAAUGUCCCUGCGAUGCAUGGACAUCUCUACAUUAUCCUAAAGGAGUCGCUGAAGUACAUCCCCAUCAUCGGACCAGGCUGUAUGUUCUUCGGGUUUAUCUUUCUGUCGCGUAAAAUGGCCACCGAUCGCCCACGGCUGUCGUAUCGACUCGGGAAACUCAAGAAGAAACAUGGGGUUCCUGAUGAUGACAAUGACGAUGACGAGCAAAGCAAACAAUAUUACGACCCAAUGUGGCUGCUACUCUUUCCGGAGGGCACCAACCUGUCGGACAACGGCAGGGUUAAGUCGGGGAAAUGGGCCGAGAAAAUGGGUUUGAAGGAUAUGCAACACAUGAUGCUGCCCCGCAGCACUGGAACAUUUUUCUGUCUCAACGAGCUAAAGGGUACAGUGGACUACGUGUACGACUGCACAGUAGCAUACGAGGGAGUACCUCGUGGUGGAUAUGGCGAAGAGUACUUUACUCUUUCCAGCACGUACUUCCACGGCCGACCCCCGAAAUCUGUCAACUUCUAUUGGCGGCGCUUUGCGUUGGCCGACAUGCCACUCCACGACCAGGAGGAGUUCGACAAGUGGUUGCGUGAUCGUUGGUAUGAGAAAGACGCCCUUAUGGAACAAUAUGUCUCCACUGGUCGCUUUCCUGCCAAUGGAGCCGGCAUCGAGGGGCAUAUCGAGACCGAAGUCCGGACACAGUAUUGGUGGGAGUUUCUCAAGAUCUUCAUCAUGCUUGGGUCGUUUGUUUUGAUCUUUGGGUCCAUUCUCAGAGCCCUGCGGAACUUAGCAGGUAAAUAGGUAUGGGCAGGGUCGCGGUUAUGGAUGAUACCAGGAGGCAACAUACAUAUGGUUGGCGUUUCUGCGCCGUGUAGCUCGGUUUCAAGGCUUGGGAAGGAUGCAUCAAUGGUCGGUUAUAAACGGCGUGGGCUGUGUUGGAUGUCCCUACUCUGUAUGUCUUUUAAUACUCAUCAUAACAAUAUAAUCCCACUCUUCCACGAGGCUAUGAAAUAGUAGUUUUAUCAGCAGCUCAAGCU